AUGGAGCCUCUGAAUUUUACCACCACGGGGUCCGAAAACGGGGCCAAGCUUCUGCCAUGCUCGACGACUAUUUCCUCCUCCAUCUCCGUCAACAAGGACAACGCCGACUCGUCCGUACCCUUGACUUCAACCGACCCCAAGAAGCCUUCCACUCGUGCUCACGCCCGCAUCCUUUCUAUCCCGGCUGUUAUUGGCUCCGUCACUAAUACCAGGAGCCGGCAUGCAGAGCCAGGCACUUCCGACAUCCACCCCGCGAGAGCCAGCCUGCCCACAACCGCGCACGGCUCAAUCCAGCUAACGAGCACACGAGCGCUUCUGGCACAUUCUCGUCGCCAAUCCACCACUUCUGCCACUUCCACAGACGACAGCCCUGCCCCUAAAUUCCACCACGAUUCGGAUGCCCAGCGAACCCGUCUCGCCACCAUCGACGACCCAGCCCGCUCCAGCGCUACUCUCGUCACUCCUCAGAGGCCUCCUCGGUCCCAGUCUGACUCUCGUCGCCUUUCAAAUAAUUCCAUAUAUUCGCUUGCUUCUGCCAGAGGUAUCAUAAAUUCUUGUUCCCAAGGCAUAGACAAGAGAGCCACUGCACGCUCCGCUUCGGCCAGUCUCAUGUCGUCCGUCAAGGGCUCCGGCUCCGGCCAGUCAGAAAGCGGUGUCUCCAAUGUCACCGUUACUACGUCCUCCAAUUCACAAGCCACUGGUCCUGCCGGGCCUCAGCUGACACCCCGAGACCCUCACUCGCAGCCGCUGGACAUGAUGCGACGCCCUCAGCGGGCCGAGACAAUGCGUACGCAGCCAGACCGCUCCCGCAGCAGGGUAAAGCGACGCUUCAGCGGCAGUACUGCCAACAGCAGCCAUAGCCCUAGCAGUGACAGGGGUAACCAUCACUACAGAGAAGAAGCCAAACCCGCGCAGUGGGGUGUCAUUGGCAUCUGCGCCCUCGACAUUAAGGCGCGCAGCAAGCCGAGCCGCAAUAUCUUAAAUCGCAUCAUUGCUAAUCGAGAAUUCGAUGUGGUGGUAUUCGGAGACAAAGUUAUUCUUGAUGAAGAGGUUGAAAAUUGGCCAAUUUGCGAUUACUUGAUAUCGUUUUAUUCCGAUGGCUUUCCACUUGAAAAAGCUAUUGCCUACGUCAAGGCUCGGAAGCCGUUUUGCGUCAAUGACGUACCAAUGCAGCAGAUUCUGUGGGACAGGCGUAUUUGCCUGCGUUUACUUGACAAAAUCCAUGUCCGCACGCCAAAGCGUCUCGAAGUUAGCCGCGACGGUGGUCCAAGUCUGCUCACAGCCGAGGUUGCAAAGUAUAUCAAAGAAGUCUCUGGGGUUUCUCUUGAACCCGUUGAUCCGACCAAGACAGCGACUCCGAAACUGGUCGAGCUUGUUGAUAAUGGUGACGCGCUUAGUGUUGAUGGCGUGGUCUUGCGGAAACCAUUCGUCGAAAAACCUACCAGCGCAGAGGAUCACAAUGUCAUUAUUUACUUUCCAAAGAGCGCCGGCGGUGGUGCAAGGAAAUUGUUUCGCAAAAUUGGCAACAAGAGCUCCGAUUUUGUUGCCGACCUCGAUACGCCUCGCUGUAUCACUGAACCGGAAAACAGCUACGUUUAUGAAAGCUUUAUGCAAGUUGACAACGCUGAAGACGUUAAAGCAUACACCGUUGGCCCGACCUUCUGUCAUGCUGAGACUCGAAAGUCGCCUGUCGUUGACGGUAUCGUUCGACGCAACACCCACGGCAAGGAGUUGAGAUAUGUCACUGCCUUGAGCACCGAAGAAAGAGACGUGGCAGGCAAGAUCUCGACUGCAUUUGGUCAGCGUGUUUGUGGGUUUGAUCUCCUUCGGGCUGCGGGCAAAAGCUAUGUCAUUGAUGUCAAUGGUUGGAGUUUUGUGAAAGACAAUGAAGACUACUAUGAGCAUUGUGCCAGUAUCUUGAAGGAUAUGUUUAUCAAGGAGAAACUCCGACGACUGUCUCUAACGCCUCCUCUUCCGUCGCCAACCGUUUCAGAUGUUGAUUCCAUGUCAAAGACCACGGCAUCGAUCAAGGAAAAAGAGUUGCAGUCUGCCAAUACAUCGCAAGCUACCACAGCCUCGCCCGCUCCCACUGGCGAACCAGAAUCAGCCGUUACAACUGCACCACACUCAACAUUCGCUACAUCGCUUCCGAUAUCCGACAGUGCACUGACUUCGGCACUUCAGAGCACCAUAACAAGUUUGCACCUUCCACCUCCUGCGUCAGAUCCGACUCUUCCGGUUCCAGCGGCCGCCGCUUCUUCGGCACCCGGGUCCGUCAAGUCUACAACGACAGCCAACACCUCCGGUCACCAAGUUCCCAUCGACGAGAAUCCUCCUGCCGUUCCUCCCCCAAAACACUCAUGGAAGUUAAAGGGCAUGGUUUCGGUGAUUCGACAUGCCGACAGAACCCCGAAACAAAAGUACAAGUUUACAUUCCACACAGAGCCAUUUAUUGCUCUCUUAAAAGGACACCAAGAGGAAGUUUUACUCAUUGGUGAAGCUGCAUUGGCUAGCGUCAUGCAAGCUGUCGACAUUGCGUUUGAGCAAGGUGUCGAGGAUCGCGGAAAGCUCAAGUCUUUGCGAAACGUACUUGUCAAGAAAGGCAGCUGGGCUGGAACAAAGGUUCAGAUCAAGCCCAUGUUCCGUAAAAAGAAGACUGAUAAAUCUGCCAUGAGCCUCCCCAAUGUCAACGAAGAGGAAGAAUCUGCAGCUCAGGGUGAUUCUGACCACGUGGCCGAGAACGGAACCCACCGCGUAUCGCCACGCAGACACGACUCGCUCUCCGGUGUAACCAUGUCCAAGUUCACGGCUGCCGAGGAAAGCCUAGUGCUUGACAAGCUGCAACUCGUUAUCAAAUGGGGCGGCGAGCCUACCCAUUCAGCUCGAUACCAAGCGCAAGAGCUGGGUGAAAAUAUGCGCAACGAUCUCAUGCUCAUGAAUAGAGAUAUUUUGGAUGAGGUGCACGUCUUCAGCAGCUCAGAGAGACGUGUGACGGCGAGUGCCCAGAUCUGGGCGGCAUCUUUCCUUGCGCAAAAAGAAAUGCCCGAGGAUUUCAUCACUGUUCGCAAAGACCUAUUGGAUGACUCGAAUGCCGCCAAGGACGAAACCGACAAGGUGAAGAAGAAGCUCAAGGGAUUGCUGCGCAAGGGCAAUGAACGUCCCGAGCAGUUUGCCUGGCCUGAAAAUAUGCCAGAACCUUCCGAGGUGCAGACACGAGUGGUGCAGCUCAUGAACUUCCAUCGACGAGUGAUGCAGUACAAUUAUGGCAAACUCUACAGCGGUGCAGCCACUUCUCUCGGUGCCAUUUCGAAUCCUAGCACUGAAAAACUCAAUGGCGAAAGCUCUAGCGCAUCUAUUUCUUCGGCGCUUUCGCACGCGAAUGCUGUAACUAGCAUCCAGUCCAGAUGGUGCUCGGGCGAGGAUGCGGAGCUUUUCCGUGAGCGCUGGGAGAAGCUCUUUUCCGAAUUUUGUGACGGUGAAAAGGUAGACCCGAGCAAGAUAUCCGAGCUUUACGAUACGAUGAAGUUUGAUGCCUUGCAUAAUAGGCAGUUUCUUGAAUGGGUAUUCACGCCUCCCAAGGGCAUGUUGGAGGAAGAAUACGGCACCAAGGAGCGUUCCAAAGAUGGCGAGGACGGCAAGGAAAGCAAGGACAGCAAGGAAAGCAAGGACAGCAAGGACAGCAAGGCCUCGGAAGAUGCCAAGGGCGCCAAUUCUGACAACUCUGACAAGUCUGAUCAGAGCAAUCGCUCUGUUCGCAAGCUGUUUCGCAGACGUUCGUUCAUCAACAGCGUUAGGGGAUCAAAUGAUGAAGCGCAACCCGAGCAGUACUUUCGCUUGUACAAGGGCACCAACCAGGCGGCAACAAAGUCUGAUCCUCGGCAUGAGCCCCUCCAGGAACUUUAUAGACUUGCGAAAAUUCUCUUUGAUUUUAUUUGCCCGCAGGAAUAUGGCAUUUCCGACAGCGAGAAGCUCGAGAUUGGUCUUUUGACAUCGCUGCCGCUUUUGAAAGAGAUUGUCCAUGAUUUGGAAGAGAUGCAGGCUUCUAACGACGCCAAGUCCUUUUUCUACUUCACCAAGGAAUCUCACAUCUACACGCUUCUUAACUGCAUCAUCGAAGGCGGGAUUGAGACGAAGAUUAAGCGCAGUACUAUCCCUGAGCUAGAUUAUCUCUCGCAGAUUUGCUUUGAGUUGUACGAGUCGGAGGUGACGCCACCUGCUGGAAGUGUAGCGGACGACGAGCCCGCAUUCACAUACAGCAUUCGUAUCACCAUCAGCCCUGGAUGCCAUGUGUUUGAUCCUCUACACGUGCAGCUUGAUAGCCGACACUGCAUUGGGUGCGCGCCAAGGCGUAGUCUAACGGCUCAUCAAGACUGGCUGCAAGUGAUUAAGACUUUGCGGGCCAAAUUUACUCAGGUCAAAUUGCCAAAGACGUUUUUGGCGGUGAAUCUGUCAGAGGCAUUCGACUUUGAAGAAAACGACAAACUCUUUGCCGAUGAUGCCCCUCUCGAAAUGAAGGCAACGACGCCCAAGGAACCCGUUGUCCUGGACAUGACAGACGUGGCCGCUCCCUUUAGCGAAGCUGAAGUCAGGAACGGCGGUGAAACACCUACAUCAAAGCAAGAUGCACCGCAGUAG
Messenger RNA from Beauveria bassiana ARSEF 2860, 4635 nucleotides. RefSeq names its product histidine acid phosphatase. Gene Ontology annotation, cellular component: cytosol. Bases 1 to 4635 code for a protein of 1544 amino acids. Lineage: Eukaryota; Fungi; Ascomycota; Sordariomycetes; Hypocreales; Cordycipitaceae. The record is from RefSeq and is a predicted model, not a curated record. Gene Ontology annotation, molecular function: 5-diphosphoinositol pentakisphosphate 1-kinase activity; diphosphoinositol pentakisphosphate kinase activity; inositol hexakisphosphate kinase activity. The transcript has 5 exons. Gene Ontology annotation, biological process: inositol metabolic process; inositol phosphate biosynthetic process.